Molecule: messenger RNA, 318 nt
Organism: Telopea speciosissima
Lineage: Eukaryota; Viridiplantae; Streptophyta; Magnoliopsida; Proteales; Proteaceae
Exons: 2
Coding region: 1-318 (105 amino acids)
Source: RefSeq, a predicted model, not a curated record
AUGGCAACAACAAUGUCCAGAGGAGUCCAAUCCAUGAAUUCCAAACUUCUCAAGACAGCACUGCAUAAGAGCUAUCAUAGGGAAAGCUCAUCAUCUUCUAGUGAGUUGAAGGGAGUGGUAGAAGGGCUCAAGGGAGUGGACGAUAAGGAUGAUUGCCAAGUGGAUGGCUAUGGUGGGUCAUGGUGGAUCCCACAUCAUCAGACCGGGAUUUAUUAUCCCAAGGGUCAUGAGAAAGUGAUGGAAGAUGUCCCCAUCGAAGCUGCAAAAUCCAAGGAAGUUCAUCACUUUUCAAGCCACGACGAUGGUGUAGAUACGUAG